AAGCAAACGUCUUGCUUUGCAUGCGUUGCAUCUAAGCGAGGCUGCGACAAAGUGUUGCCUGUAUGCUCCCGCUGUGAGGAGAAGGAGAUCACCUGCGAGUAUCCUGCGAAUUCACAAAGCUGUUCAACGUUUACGGGCACAAAUCUGCCGUCGCAUGCUUCAUUCUUGCCUGUCUUUCCUUCACAAAUUGCGUUGGAUAUUGAUCUGUCUUCUUCCAACCAGCUUUCACCUCCAUAUGACAGGCUGAAGUUUUUCCUACUUCCUUCGGCUUGGACAAUUGCUUAUCAUUAUGAACCGCCAGCUGCCUAUCCUCCUGGCGAUGUGCUGUUGAAUUUCACUCGGGGUAUACAGUCAUGGCUUAAACGUUUCUUUCACCAGGGUCAUAACCCUUUUAUCCAUCGACACCUCUAUUCUAAUACAACCAUGCCACUGUGUAUGCAAGAUGCAUUUACUUCCAUCUCAAUUCAAAAUGCGAUUGCAAGCAAUGAGCAUAUUAUUGACGACAUUUUUGCCUCUCAGGUUGGUGACCUUGUCACGAAACAGCCAAUUGAAGGUUCAGAGACGUUUUCACUACUAUCAACAAGGGAUCAUAUAGCACGCACACAAGCUUUGCUAAUUCACCUUCUAUUGGCUCUCUUCUCAUCUUCAAUCCCUCGCCGAGCUAAAGCUGAGGGCUUAAUUGCAACGUUGCACCAUUGGACGAAUCAAUUGUGGCAAUCAGCAAGCCAGGACGCAAAUUUCCAUGAUGUUAUUCAAUCCAUAUCCUCGGUAGAUGGUGUCGGAUGUGUUUCGAUAGAUGAUCCAGUGUCCGACUUGUACCAAAGUUUUGUGCUAUACGAGUCUACUCGUCGCACGUGGAUAUUAAGUAACUUUGCUACUGGCGUUUACCAAAGUCUCAGGGGUAAUUGGGGUACCACCUGUACAGGAGAUAUAUGUAUAACUGCACGAGCCGAGUUAUGGGAUGCGUCUUCGCCAGCGCGCUGGGCUGCUAUUGCAAAAUCCAAAGACCCUUUGUUUGUCUAUAGUUUACACGGUCAGUCUUUACUCAAGGACAGUGUUGCUGCAGAGGAAGUGGAUGAAUUCAUGAGACAUCUUUAUACAAUC
Molecule: messenger RNA, 1104 nt
Organism: Trichoderma atroviride IMI 206040
Lineage: Eukaryota; Fungi; Ascomycota; Sordariomycetes; Hypocreales; Hypocreaceae
Source: RefSeq, a predicted model, not a curated record